Messenger RNA from Mesocricetus auratus (golden hamster), 1431 nucleotides. RefSeq names its product olfactory receptor 13G1-like. Gene Ontology annotation, cellular component: membrane. The record is from RefSeq and is a predicted model, not a curated record. NCBI's taxonomy places the organism in Eukaryota, Metazoa, Chordata, Mammalia, Rodentia, Cricetidae. Gene Ontology annotation, biological process: G protein-coupled receptor signaling pathway. Gene Ontology annotation, molecular function: G protein-coupled receptor activity; olfactory receptor activity. The transcript has a single exon. The coding region runs from base 31 to 954 and encodes 307 amino acids.
CUCCCAUCCUGAGCAUAGACAGUGUUAGCCAUGGUUCCUGAGAACCAGUCAGUUGUGACCAUGUUCAUCCUGCAAAACUUCGUGGAUGACCCCAGGGUCCAGGAUGCCCUCUUCUGCUUCUUCUUUACCUUGUUGACAUUGGCCAUAGCUGGCAAUGGCCUGAUUAUCACAACUAUUCACAGAAGUCCCAACCUCCACACUCCCAUGUAUUUCUUCCUAGUUAACCUUGCCUUGAUGGAUGUGAUCUGCACUGUGACUGUCCUGCCCAAGGUCCUGCAGAGCCUGGUGACAGAGAACACCAUAUCUUAUGGGGGAUGCCUCACACAGAUGUUUGUCUUCUCCUGGGUCCUGGGCUCUGAGCUUAUGCUUUUCUCUGCCAUGGCCUAUGACCGCUACCUUGCAAUCUGCCGGCCAUUGCAUUAUGGAACCCUCAUGAAUGGCAGGGCCUGUGUGGCCCUUGCAACAUUUGUGUGGUUCACAGGGGCUCUCAAUUCCUUGGUGCUCACUUGUCUGGUGUUACCGCUGUCCUUCUGUGGUCCCAAUCUCAUCACACAUUUCUUCUGUGAGAUCCCUUCUGUGCUCAUGCUGUCCUGUAGUCCCACCUUUAUCAACGACAUCAUGACAGUCAUUGCAGACAUGUACCUAACUGGCCUGAACUUCCUAUUGACCAUGACAUCCUAUGGCUUCAUCAUUGCCAGCAUCCUGCGCAUCCGUUCAGCUGAGGGCAAGAGGCGUGCCUUCUCCACCUGCUCUGCCCACCUGAUUGUGGUCACCCUUUAUUAUUCCACUGUGCUAUAUACGUAUGUCCGACCAGCCCUAGGAACUGCUGGGCUCCUGGACAAGGCCAUUGCUGUUUUGUACACCACUAUGACCCCCUCUCUGAACCCCCUGAUCUAUACCUUGAGAAAUAAGGAAUUCAAAACAUCCUUUAAAAAACUUUUAUUUCCCCAUUGAUGACACUGAGUUGGAAAAGAACUCUAGAAGCAGUGGGAAAGAAGCUAAAGAGAACUCAAGAUCUACUUUUAUGUAUCUCCUGAUUCUAGGUGACACAGGAUUAGUCAUGACCUGAGUCAAGAAACAUCCUACUAUCUAUCAGAAAAUAUUGGAGUUCUACUCUUUUGAAUGUUUUGGGUAAUUUUAACCAUUUCUGCUUUGUACUUAAAAUUGUAUGCUUGCAUGUUCAAUGCUAUUAAAUGUUAAGAUGUUUCUAUGACUCACUGAAUCAAAUCUAGUUAAGUCUCAGACCCUAUGUUAUUACAAAGGUUUGCUAAAUCAUGACUCUAACUUGUACCUCAGCAUCUCUCCUGCCUGGAUGAGUUUUGUGUAACCUGAUCAUCCUUUAAGAGUUGCUAUUAUUCAACACUGUAUAUUGUAUGUUAAGGAGUUCUGCCCACUGUGGUAGGAACUCAGAAAUAAAGAGCUUAUCAGAUA